AUGCAGCUGGCAACGGCUGGGUCUGCGGACUCGCAAGGAAUCGCCCGGCGCCGCUCGCUGUGGGAUGAUGACGGCUGCCGUCCCUUAUCUGCCAAGAGCGUGACAAUCAGAUUGUCUGUGCACCUUGUCUGUGUCGCAUUAUUGGGGGCUUUUGUGAUUUGGGGGCUGGUGGCUGACCCGCCAGUAAGGGGAUUUUACUGCAGUGACACCACUAUCCGCUAUCCCCUUAAGGCUGAGACAGUCCCAGCUUCUGUAGCGACGGCACUCGUGAUUGGCAUUCCCAUCGUCAUCUUUGUUGCCAUUGAGUUGCUGAAUACGUUUGUCGUUGAAAAAAAUUCCCUCGCAUCUAUUGAAUUGAAUUGCUGCUCUCUACCUAGGAUAGUUGGCAACAUGUACGUAGUGUGUGGUGGCUUCGCCUUUGGGAUCCUCUUGAACUUCUCUCUGGCAAAUGUUGCGAAGCUCUGCAUAGGAAGGCUGCGCCCGCACUUCCUUGCCGUUUGCCAGCCAAACUGGGGUGCUUUGAAGUGCUCGGAUUCCACGGGCGACUUAUACGUGGACCAAUACGAGUGCCGUGGGACAGAUCAAGCAGCAAUAAAGGAGGCUCGCCUCAGCUUCUUCUCGGCCCAUAGCAGCAAUUCGAGCUGCGCUAUGCUUUACACCAUCAUUUACCUUCAGUGUCGCCUCUCGAAAGCCUCGGCUGGCCCUCUCAUGGCGACUUUCAGGCAAAGGCUGAGGAGCAACAGCAGGGCAGAGUGGCUAAUAGACACAGCGGCUGCUUUGCGGCCUUUCAUUCAAGGGGCCCUUCUCAUUCUUUGCCUCUUUAUCGCGCUUUCCCGUGUUAUGGACUUCUUCCACCACCCAGGAGAUGUCCUCACAGGCCUCAUUGUGGGGACACUAAUAGCAUUCUACUCUGCACUUUACGUCAGCAGGCUGCCUCAAUUGGCGCACAUGUAA
This is a messenger RNA of Eimeria necatrix, 954 nucleotides long. RefSeq names its product lipid phosphate phosphohydrolase 3, putative. Bases 1 to 954 code for a protein of 317 amino acids. Gene Ontology annotation, molecular function: phosphatidate phosphatase activity. NCBI's taxonomy places the organism in Eukaryota, Apicomplexa, Conoidasida, Eucoccidiorida, Eimeriidae. Gene Ontology annotation, biological process: phospholipid metabolic process; signal transduction; phospholipid dephosphorylation. The record is from RefSeq and is a predicted model, not a curated record. The transcript has a single exon.